GGGCCGUGCGGGCGAGGACGGGCGUCUGGGGAGCGGGGAGGAGGCGGCGGCGGCGCUCGCGCUCCAGGUCCUGGCCCCGCCCCUGGCGGCCCCGCGCGCCCCGUGACCCCGCCGCGCACUCCCUCCCGCCGGCCCCCGCCGCCGCCCCCGCGGCGACCACCGAGAGCCGGGGGCGGGGAAUGCGGCAGCCGCCGCCGCCUCCCCCCGCCUCUGCGGGCCUGCCGCCGACGGUGGUGGCGGCGGGCGGCCGCCGGGCCUCCUGCUGAGGGGCCGCCGAGCUCUGCCGCGGCGGCCUGCUCGGGGCGCUCGGCCCGGCCUGCCCCGGUUCGCCACGCCCGCCUCUCCCCCCCUCGCCCGAGCGGGCCGGGCUGGCAGGCACCAUGCAGGCGCAGCCGCUGCUCUACGAGUUCUUCAGCGAGGAGAACGCGCCCAAGUGGCGGGGGCUGCUGGUGCCGGCCCUCAAGAAGGUCCAGGUGCAAGUGCAUCCUAAGCUGUCCUCUACUGAAGAUGCUCUGCAGUAUGUGGAGGAGUUGAUUCUCCAGCUGUUAAAUAUGUUGUGUCAAGCUCAACCAAGGAGUUUCCUGGAUGUAGAGGAUCGUGUUCAGAAGAGCUUCCCCCACCCCAUUGAUAAAUGGGCAAUAGCUGAUGCCCAGUCUGCUAUUGAGAAGAGGAAAAGAAGGAACCCAUUAUCUCUCCCAGUAGAAAAAAUCCAUCCCUUACUAAAGGAAGUUCUGGGCUACAAAAUUGACCACCAAGUGUCUGUUUACAUCGUGGCAGUAUUAGAAUACAUCUCUGCAGACAUCUUAAAACUGGCUGGGAAUUAUGUGAGGAAUAUAAGGCACUAUGAGAUUACAAAACAGGAUAUCAAAGUGGCAAUGUGUGCUGAUAAGGUAUUAAUGGAUAUGUUUCACCAAGAUGUGGAAGAUUUAAGUACCCUGACUUUGUCUGAUGAGGAACCCUCCACCUCAGGGGAGCAAACCUAUUACGACCUAGUGAAGUCAUUUAUGGCAGAGGUUCGACAAUACAUAAGGGAACUAAACCUCAUCAUCAGAGUUUUUAGAGAGCCAUAUGCCUCCAACUCCAAGCUGUUUUCAUCUCAUGAUGUGGAAAACAUUUUUAGUCGUAUCUCAGACAUCCAUGAGCUCAGUGUGAAGUUGCUGGGUCACAUAGAAGACACUGUUGAAAUGACAGAUGAAGGGAGUCCUCAUCCACUAGUAGGCAGCUGUUUUGAAGACAUGGCAGAGGAGCUGGCCUUCGAUCCCUACGAGUCCUACGCGCAGGACAUUCUGCGGCCCGGCUUCCACGACCAUUUCCUCAGCCAGUUAUCCAAGCCAGGAGCUGCAUUCUAUUUACAGUCAAUAGGUGAAGGCUUUAAGGAAGCUGUUCAGUAUGUCCUGCCCCGGCUGCUCCUUGCUCCUGUUUACCACUGCCUUCACUAUUUUGAGCUGCUAAAACAAUUAGAAGAAAAGAGUGAGGAUGAAGAGGAUAAGGAGUGCUUGAAGCAAGCAAUAACUGCCCUGCUGAAUCUUCAGAGCAGCAUGGAACGGAUAUGCUCCAAAAGCCUCGCGAAACGAAGGCUGAGCGAGUCCGCCUGCCGCUUCUACACGCAGCAGAUGAAGGGGAAGCAGCUGGCCAUCAAGAAGAUGAAUGAAAUCCAGAAGAACAUCGAUGGCUGGGAGGGGAAGGACAUUGGGCAGUGCUGCAACGAGUUCAUCAUGGAAGGCACCCUGACCAGGGUGGGAGCCAAGCACGAGAGGCACAUCUUCCUUUUCGACGGUUUGAUGAUCUGCUGCAAGUCCAACCACGGCCAGCCCCGGCUGCCCGGCGCCAGCAACGCCGAGUACCGGCUGAAGGAGAAGUUCUUCAUGAGAAAGGUGCAGAUCAACGACAAGGAUGACACUAAUGAGUACAGGCACGCCUUUGAGAUCAUCCUGAAGGACGAGAACAGCGUGGUCUUCGCCGCCAAGUCGGCCGAGGAGAAGAACAACUGGAUGGCGGCGCUGAUAUCGCUGCAGUACCGCAGCACCCUGGAGCGGAUGCUGGACGUGACGAUGCUGCAGGAGGAAAAAGAGGAGCAGAUGAAAUUCCCCAACCCUGAGCUGUACAGGUUUGCAGAGCCUGACUCUGAGGAGAACAUUGUGUUUGAGGAGAACAUGCAGCCCAAGUCUGGGAUCCCCAUCAUCAAGGCAGGGACUGUGGUCAAGCUGAUCGAGAGGCUGACUUACCACAUGUACGCAGAUCCCAACUUUGUUCGGACUUUCCUCACAACGUACAGAUCCUUCUGUAAGCCUCAGGAGCUGCUGAGUCUGCUCAUAGAAAGGUUUGAAAUCCCAGAGCCUGAGCCAACAGAAGCCGACCGCAUCGCGAUGGAGAACGGAGACCAACCUUUUAGUGCUGAGCUGAAGAAGUUCAGGAAGGAGUACAUCCAGCCUGUGCAGCUGAGGGUGUUGAAUGUCUGCAGGCACUGGGUAGAACAUCACUUCUAUGACUUUGAGAGAGAUGCUGACCUGCUGCAGCGUCUGGAGGAGUUCAUUGGAACAGUAAGAGGCAAAGCCAUGAAGAAAUGGGUUGAGUCCAUCACCAAGAUCAUCAACAGGAAGAAGCAAGCACAAGCCAUUGGGCCCAGCCACAACAUCACCUUUGAGAGCCCUCCCCCAGCCAUUGAGUGGCACAUCAGCAAGCCAGGACACACUGAGACCUUUGACUUGCUCACCUUGCAUCCCAUCGAGAUUGCUCGGCAGCUCACUUUGCUCGAGUCAGACUUCUACAGAGCUGUGCAGCCCUCCGAGCUGGUUGGAAGCGUGUGGACGAAGGAAGACAAGGAAAUUAACUCCCCCAACCUGCUUAAAAUGAUCAGGCAUACAACCAACCUCACUCUCUGGUUUGAAAAAUGCAUUGUAGAAACAGAAAACCUAGAGGAGAGAGUAAUUGUAGUGAGCCGGAUAAUCGAGAUCCUGCAAGUUUUCCAAGAGCUAAACAACUUUAAUGGUGUCCUGGAGAUUGUCAGUGCUAUGAACUCUGCAGCAGUGUACAGGCUGGAUCACACAUUUGAGCAAAUCCCAAGUCGCCAGAAGAAGAUCUUAGAAGAAGCUUAUGAGCUGAGUGAGGAUCAUUACAAGAAGUACUUGGCAAAACUCAGGUCCAUUAAUCCUCCUUGUGUGCCUUUUUUUGGGAUUUACUUAACUAACAUUCUGAAGACAGAAGAAGGCAACCCUGAAUUCUUAAAGCGCCAUGGGAAAGAGCUGAUAAACUUCAGUAAGAGAAGAAAGGUGGCUGAGAUAACAGGAGAGAUACAGCAGUACCAGAACCAGCCCUAUUGUUUAAGAGUGGAGUUUGACAUCAGAAGGUUUUUUGAGAACCUGAAUCCCAUGGGGAGCAGCAUGGAGACGGAGUUCACCGACUACCUGUUCAACAAGUCCCUCGAGAUAGAGCCCCGCAACGUCAAGCCUCCACCAAGAUUUCCCAAAAAGUACAGCUACCCCCUGAAGUCUCCAGGGGUUCGUCCCUCUAACCCGAGGCCAGGUACCAUGAGGCAUCCCACCCCUCUGCAGCAGGAGCCACGGAAGAUCAGCUACAGCCGCAUCCCGGAGAGCGAGAGCGAAGCUACGGCCUCGGCACCCAACUCCCCCCGCACCCCCCUCACCCCUCCCCCUGCUUCUGCUACUUCAAGUACCACAGAUGCCUGCAGUGUUUUUGACUCAGAUCCUUCCAGCCCCUUUCAUGCAAGAUCUGCUUCUGUGUCAUCCAUAAACUUUACCAAAAAUUCAGAUGAAGCUCAUGUCCCCCCUCCAGUUCCUCCAAGAAGAAGACCAGAGUCUGCCCCAGCUGAAUCCUCCCCAUCCAAAAUGGCUUCUGCACACCUGGACAGCCCACCAGCAAUCCCUCCUAGGCAGCCGACCUCGAAGGUGUACUCCCCAAGGUACUCAGUGCCUGACCGGACCUGCAUCCCCGACCCCCCCGAGAGCCCGCCGGUGUUGCCGCCCCGGGAGCCCGUGCGAACUCCGGACGUGUUCUCUAGCUCACCACUACACCUCCAACCUCCGCCCCUGGGCAGAAAAAGCGAACUGGGCAACGCCUUUUUCCCCAACAGCCCUUCUCCCUUCACCCCUCCCCCACCUCAGACGCCUUCUCCGCACGUGGCGCGGAGGCACCUCCCGUCGCCGCCGCUGCCGCCGCCGCCGCCGCCGCCGCCGCCGCCGGAGGCCGAGCCGCCUCCCGUGGCCGGCCCGCCCGUCCCUCCGCGCCAGAGCACUUCUCAACAUAUCCCAAAGCUGCCUCCCAAGACUUACAAGCGGGAGCACACGCACCCCUCGAUGCACCGCGACGGGCCGCCGCUGCUGGAGAACGCCCACUCCUCCUGAGCCGCCCCGCGCCCGCCGGCCCCCGCGGCCCCACGCUGGUGCUACGUCUGUUGCUGGCAAUGGAUGCACUGAACACCCCCUC
Dryobates pubescens (Downy woodpecker) is the source of this 4443-nucleotide messenger RNA. It is a transcript of the gene SOS1, whose product is annotated as SOS Ras/Rac guanine nucleotide exchange factor 1. Gene Ontology annotation, biological process: positive regulation of GTPase activity; Ras protein signal transduction. The transcript is spliced from 22 exons. Gene Ontology annotation, molecular function: protein heterodimerization activity; guanyl-nucleotide exchange factor activity; DNA binding. Bases 381 to 4361 code for a protein of 1326 amino acids. Gene Ontology annotation, cellular component: plasma membrane; nucleosome. The record is from RefSeq and is a predicted model, not a curated record. Lineage: Eukaryota; Metazoa; Chordata; Aves; Piciformes; Picidae.